Messenger RNA from Gaeumannomyces tritici R3-111a-1, 4868 nucleotides. RefSeq names its product phospholipid-translocating P-type ATPase. NCBI's taxonomy places the organism in Eukaryota, Fungi, Ascomycota, Sordariomycetes, Magnaporthales, Magnaporthaceae. The record is from RefSeq and is a predicted model, not a curated record. Gene Ontology annotation, biological process: phospholipid translocation; retrograde vesicle-mediated transport, Golgi to endoplasmic reticulum; endocytosis. Bases 605 to 4582 code for a protein of 1325 amino acids. Gene Ontology annotation, cellular component: trans-Golgi network; plasma membrane; endosome. The transcript is spliced from 2 exons. Gene Ontology annotation, molecular function: ATPase-coupled intramembrane lipid carrier activity; magnesium ion binding; ATP hydrolysis activity.
UGGAAAGGAAGGCAUGUGCGACCCAGCUCCGUUGCCCGCGCCUGACUAACAAAGGGCUGGCGGCCAGGCUGAACUGGGGCAUUUGACUGGGACGCUGGGAUUGUAUCUUGUGCUUCUGCAGUGCAGCCUGGGGCAUUUUCUUGUGAGGAUCUGUGCCGCGUGGCCUCCAAGAGUUGAGGGUUGAGGGCACGAGACAUUGCGACGCUUGAAAUGAUUGAUUUUGACAAAACCUAGCCGAGGUCCUUGCUUGGUACAUGCUUGGUCCCCUUUUUGUUUGUCGUUGAUUUUGUCGAUACCAUUGUAGCCUUCCAUCCCAGCUGGGUCGUCAUAGCCAGAUCACAGCCCCACGAGCUUUGCCUGCCCAACACUCGAGCUUCAACCGAAUACUGCCCCAAACUCCACAUACACGCUUCCCCAACCCGCGCCGUCGUCCGCAAGCCCCGUCACGCGCCAAACGAUGAUCGCAUAGAUCAGCUGCAAGCUUGUCCUCCCCGACCGACCCUACGCUAGCGGAAAACCUAAACCAGAAACCCACGACGGCCGGGAGAGGCCACGCAAAUAAAGCACAGCACCAGCAUCCAAACGCCCAGGACCUCGAUGCGGCAUGCCUCCUCCGCCCACCUCGUACCACCCAGCGAAGCCGCCCGACUCCCCGGCCGACGACUCUGAUUCCGAUCUCGAGCUCGACCUGCAGGAGCUCGAUCCCCAGACCACGUCGCCCCGACCCGCACGCGAGCCCGCCCCUGCGCCACGGACCGAGCAGCGGACCGCGAGGAUACCGCUGCGCAACCUCCGCAUGGGGAGCCUGCGCCGCGGCGAUCGAUCCAGAAGCUAUGGCGAGCUGGGUCAUAGGAGGGACGGGAGCGCCGACGCCGAGGCCUCCCUGCUAACCCCUGCUGAACGCGAUGACCGUGGCGGGGGCAACCGGGCGGCGUCAUCGCGGUUCGAGGAUGACGCCGACAGGUCGGCCGUCGAUGACGAUGCGCCGCUUCUGCCCGAGAAUGGGGACGGUCGGCGCCGAGGCUCGGCACACAGACGGCUCCAGAGCCUCGCGGGCGGCCUACGCCUGCCGAGCUUCAUAUCUAGGUCUAGGGGCUCAAACCAGGCCGAGGCAGAGCUCCUGGCCGAGGACGACCAGGUCGCGCAGGAGGACCAAGACCCUUCGGGCUCCCGGCUCGUUGCUGUUGGCUCGUCACAGGCCACGCGCUUCCCGCCAAACGUCAUCUCCAACGCCAAGUACACGCCCUGGUCCUUCCUGCCCGUGACACUGUACAACGAGUUCUCCUUCUUCUUCAACAUGUACUUCUUGCUCGUCGCCCUCUCCCAAGCCAUUCCCGCGCUAAGAAUAGGCUACAUCUCGACCUAUAUCGCGCCUUUGGCUUUUGUGCUCAUGAUCACGCUGGGGAAGGAGGCACACGACGACAUUGGCCGGCGCCGCAGGGAUAAUGAGGCCAACUCAGAGCCUUACAGCGUUGUCCAGUUUGACGAGCCUGGUGCGUCGUCUUCGCACCCGAGGACCCGAAGGAAGCUCAAGUCUACCGCAUCCCGCAGGCAGGCGGCCCCGCGCCAGGCCCGCAUGGACAGGCUCUCUGAUAUACAGGAAGAGGAGGAGCAGAUCGAGGGAGAGGGGACCCAUAAGGGACCGUCUUCCGAAGUCAGGGAAGUGACUAAGCCUUCCAGGGACCUGCGUGUGGGUGACGUGCUAGUGUUAACCAAGGGCCAAAGAGUCCCGGCGGAUGUGGUGAUUCUGAAGUGCAUAUCUUCGGAACCCACUGCUCCCGAGCCGGCGCCAAAGAAGGCUGCCGAGCCUGAGCUGCUGUCGCUCGACGAGAGCUCUGGCGAAGGGAGCUCGGCCAGUGCGAAUGCCGAGCCUGAAUCUGAGGACGAUGUCGGGCAAGGUGGAUCCGGCGGCGAAACUUUCAUUAGAACCGACCAGCUCGACGGUGAGACGGACUGGAAGCUACGGAUCGCGUCUCCUCUGUCGCAGAACUUGGCAACCUCGGAGCUUGUCCGACUGAGGGUGACGGGCGGGGAGCCGGACAAGAAGGUCAACGACUUUGUGGGCACGCUUGAGCUGCUUCCCACUCGGCAGGACGCCAUGAACCACAACGCCACCCUGCCUGGCGGCGAUUUGGCCAAUGUCGCCCCCCUGAGCAUUGACAACACUGCUUGGGCAAACACCGUGAUCGCAUCAAGCGCCACCACUCUGGCCGUCAUCAUAUAUACCGGACCCCAGACCCGAUCCGCCCUUUCGACCUCCCCUUCCAGGUCCAAGACGGGCCUGCUAGAGUACGAGAUUAACUCCUUGACCAAGAUCCUUUGUGCGCUAACUUUGGCGCUCUCCGUCAUCCUCGUUGCCCUGGAGGGCUUUGGUAAGACGAGCAUGUGGUAUGUCAAGAUCAUGCGCUUUCUGGUUCUUUUCUCCACCAUCGUGCCUAUCAGCCUACGCGUCAACCUGGAUAUGGGCAAGAGCGUCUAUUCUUGGUUCAUCCAGCGGGAUCCAGGCAUGCCCGGCGCCGUGGUCCGGACGAGCACCAUCCCCGAAGACCUGGGGCGGAUCGAGUACCUCCUCAGCGACAAGACGGGUACCCUCACACAGAACGAGAUGGAGAUGAAGAAGAUACACGUCGGCACCGUAUCGUAUGCCAACGAGGCCAUGGACGAAGUGACUGCGUACAUCAAGCAGGCAUUCAGCACGACCAGUUCAUCGCUCGUCACACCCUCGUCCACCUUUUCGACGGCUGGUGCCAGCGGCACCACGCGCACUCGCCGCGAGAUUGGUGCGCGUGUGCGGGAUGUGGUACUUGCGUUGGCCCUCUGCCACAACGUAACGCCGACGACGGACGAGGAGGACGGCAAGACGGUCACAUCCUACCAGGCAUCGUCUCCCGACGAGAUCGCUAUUGUGCGCUGGACUGAAGAGGUUGGCCUUCGACUGACGUACCGCGACCGAAAAACCAUGGUUCUGAGCUCGUCUGACACGGGCAAAACCGUGGUGCAAGUGCGCGUGCUAGACAUCUUCCCGUUCACGUCCGAGGGCAAGAGAAUGGGCGUCAUCGUUCAGUUUUACGAGCGGCCCCGGAACGGCCUGCCUGAAAUCGGGAGCGGCGAGAUCUGGUUCUACCAGAAGGGGGCGGACACGGUCAUGACGUCCAUCGUGGCAGCAAACGACUGGCUUGAUGAGGAGACGGCCAACAUGGCGCGCGAGGGCCUCCGGACGCUGGUGGUGGGCCGCAAGCGACUCUCGUCGGAGCAGUACCGCGAGUUCGCGGCCCGGUUCCAGGAGGCGUCGUUGGCCAUCAACGGACGCGACGCGGGAAUGCGACAGGUGGUGUCGCAGCACCUGGAGCGCGACCUGGAGCUGCUGGGCGUGACGGGGGUCGAGGACAAGCUGCAGCGCGACGUCAAGCCGUCGCUGGAGCUGCUGCGCAACGCGGGCAUCAAGAUUUGGAUGCUGACGGGCGACAAGGUGGAGACGGCGCGCUGCGUGGCGGUCAGCUCCAAGCUCGUGGCGCGCGGCCAGUACAUCCACACGGUGGCCAAGCUCGAGCGGUCCGACGCGGCGGCGCGGGAGCACCUCGACUUCCUGCGCGGCAAGACGGACGCGUGCUUGCUCAUCGACGGCGAGAGCCUGGCGCUCCUGCUGGGCACCAAGCACCGGCUCGAUUUCGUGUCGGUGGCGGUGGCGCUGCCGACGGUGGUGGCGUGCCGCUGCUCACCGACGCAAAAGGCCGAGGUGGCGCGGCUGAUCAAGGAGUUCACGCGCAAGCGCGUGUGCUGCAUCGGCGACGGCGGCAACGACGUGUCCAUGAUCCAGGCGGCCGACGUGGGCGUGGGCAUCGUGGGCAAGGAGGGCCGGCAGGCCAGCCUGGCGGCCGACUUCUCCAUCGAGCACUUCCACCACCUCACCAAGCUGCUCGUGUGGCACGGCCGCAACAGCUACAAGCGCAGCGCCAAGCUGGCCCAGUUCGUCAUCCACCGCGGCCUCAUCAUCGCCGUGUGCCAGACCAUGUACAGCAUCGCGCUCGAGUUCGAGCCCGAGGGCCUGUACAAGGACUGGCUGCUGGUGGGCUACGCCACGUGUUACACCAUGAUGCCCGUGCUCUCGCUCGUGCUCGACAAGGACGUGGAUGAGGAGCUGGCCAACCUGUACCCGGAGCUGUACAAGGAGCUGACGUCGGGCCGGUCGCUGUCGUACCGCACCUUUUUCGUUUGGGUCCUGGUCUCGGUCUACCAGGGCGGCAUCAUCCAGGGCCUGUCGCAGAUCCUAACGGGCAACAAGUUCGACACGCGCAUGGUGGCCGUCAGCUUCACCGUCCUCGUCCUCAACGAGCUGAUCAUGGUCGCCAUCGAGAUCACGACCUGGCACAUCGUCAUGAUAGUCUCCAUCAUCGGCACCUUUUUGAUCUACGCCGGCUCGGUUCCCUUUCUGGGGGAGUACUUUGACCUUCAUUUUGUGGCUUCUUGGGAAUUCUUGUGGAAAGUCCUCGCCAUAGGUAGCAUCUCGCUGAUCCCGCCCUACGUGGUCAAAGUGGUGCUGCGGGCGCUGAAACCACCAUCGUAUAGAAAGGUUCAGGGUUAGACGGAUUUAAGGGGUGGCUUUUUGGGUUGUAUUCCCUUUGUUGAACAAGCGCGCUGUGCUGUUUAGCCUUGUUUGUAUGUUGUCGGCCGCAUCAGUAUGGCGUUUUCCUUCUUUUUUUGUCUGUUUAUUCAUUUUUACUUCUCAAUUUCACCUAUGGUAUCGUAAGAAUACUCAUUGGGGCAAUGCCGUGACUACCAUUCCAGAAUUUUGGUUCAUAGGAGGUUGGUUAUCGGAUAUAACGCGUCCUGAAUCAACGAAAGGCGUGUUCCUUGUGUUUUCGUCAUGG